This is a messenger RNA of Selaginella moellendorffii, 602 nucleotides long. RefSeq lists its product as uncharacterized. The transcript is spliced from 6 exons. The record is from RefSeq and is a predicted model, not a curated record. Lineage: Eukaryota; Viridiplantae; Streptophyta; Lycopodiopsida; Selaginellales; Selaginellaceae. Gene Ontology annotation, biological process: chaperone-mediated protein complex assembly; protein folding. The coding region runs from base 19 to 507 and encodes 162 amino acids. Gene Ontology annotation, molecular function: Hsp90 protein binding; protein-folding chaperone binding. Gene Ontology annotation, cellular component: nucleus; cytosol.
CCAAAACGUUAGGGCUUUAUGGGUCGCGCAGUGAGGCAUCCCGAGAUUGUAUGGGCUCAGCGCUCCGACAAGCUCUUCCUCACCGUGGAGCUGCCCGAUGCCGUGGAUCCCAGCGUCGAGCUCCAGCCGGAUGGGAGAUUUGUGUUCCGCGCCGCCGCCGCUGAUUCCGCCCCCUACGAGGCGAGCCUGGAGCUGUAUGGAAGCGUUAGUGUAGAGGAGAGCAAAGUCAACGUUGGAUCCAGACACACGCUUUGCAUCAUCCACAAGCAAGAACAGGGGUGGUGGAAGCGGCUGCUCAAGUCGGAGGGGAAAAUGCCUCCUUACGUGAAGGUGGACUGGAACAAGUGGAUUGAUGAAGACGAAGAAGCUGACUCCAAGGGCCACGACACAUUCAGUCUCGCCCGCAAGGGAGCUUCCUCUUCCUGGGAUCACCAUUUCAACACCGAAGCUGAUGGCGAGGAUGAAGAGGGGAUGCUUUAUCUUCCAGAACUAGAAAAGGAGGCCUAGCGACUUGUGACUACGUAUAUGAGUCGAGACUGUCCUCGUUUGCAGCUAAGUUCUUUCGUUUAAAAACUUGGAACUUCUCCAGGGUCUGGCCUUUU